Messenger RNA from Neopsephotus bourkii (Bourke's parrot), 2749 nucleotides. RefSeq names its product F-box and leucine rich repeat protein 4 (gene FBXL4). Gene Ontology annotation, cellular component: SCF ubiquitin ligase complex. Lineage: Eukaryota; Metazoa; Chordata; Aves; Psittaciformes; Psittacidae. The transcript has 9 exons. The record is from RefSeq and is a predicted model, not a curated record. Gene Ontology annotation, biological process: SCF-dependent proteasomal ubiquitin-dependent protein catabolic process. Gene Ontology annotation, molecular function: protein binding. Bases 544 to 2406 code for a protein of 620 amino acids.
UUGUGGUACUUUUAUUCCCAGUGCCUUUUCUAAAAGGUGGUUCAACAGGAUGUUUGGGGGAAAUGUGACAUUAUUGGGUUUUGGCAUUCCAGGAGAGCUUGAAGUGGAUCCAGCAUACUGUCUUACGCAUUCCCUUCUGCACUGAAUGUCAGGAGUAAUUCAUGUUGUUGACAGUUAUGUGAACAUGUGAAACUGAGUGAAGGACAGGAACUAAACAAAAAGCUAAUAAUAGAAGAGGCAUGAAAGUGAAAAGUGAACACUUUGUUAGUAAACUUUCUCACUGUCACAAAAUUAAAAUGCUUUCUAUGGGGACUUCAGCUUCUGAUGCCAAGACUCUUUUGAAGACUUACUUUAUUGCUUGGCUUAAAGGAAGAUGAUGUUGUUAAUGAAUUCUGAUCAUCCUUCAGGAGGCUCGUGAUCCUUCUAUUGUUGGUGAAUGCUGUUAUGGACAACUUUCAAAGGCUCUUUUCCAAAACAUCACAAGCAGUUAAUGCACCUUAUAAAGGACUCCUGACCUUUUGCAUCUUCCCAAGUCAGAUCUAGAUGUCACCAGUGUUUCCCAUGUUAACAGUUCUGAGCAUGUUUUACUAUAUGUGCCUUCGGCGCCGAGCUAGGACAGCGACGAGAGGAGAAAUGAACAGCCGAAGGGCUAUUGAAUCAAACACCCGAGCCUUACCUAUCAAUGUUGAAAUAGUUCAGUAUGCCAAAGAAGUGUUGGAUUUCAGUUCUCACUAUGGUAGUGAAAACAGCAUGUCGUAUACCAUGUGGAAUUUAGCAGGUAUUCCUAAUGUGUACCCUAGUUCUGGUGACUUUACUCAGACUGCUGUUUUUCGAACUUACGGAACCUGGUGGGAUCAUUGCCCUAGUGCUCGGCUGCCGUUCAAGAGGACACCACCAACCUUCUGUAGCCAGGAUUAUGUGGAACUCGCUUUUGAGGAACCAGUUUAUCCCACUGCAGUGCACAUUCUGGAAACGUAUCAUCCUGGAGCUGUAGUCAGGAUUUUGGCAUGCUCUGCAAACCCUUACUCACAAAAUCUGCCAGCUGAAGUAAGAUGGGAGAUCCUUUGGUCCGAGGCACCUACAAAGGUGAAUGGUCCUCAGGCACGGCAGUUCACACCUUGUAUCAAACAGAUAAACUUUCCCACAAACUUAAUCCGACUGGAAGUGAACAGCUCUCUUCUGGACUAUUACACUGAAUUGGAUGCAGUAGUACUACAUGGUGUGAAAGAGAGACCUGUGCUUUCACUUAAGACUUCAAUGAUUGAUAUGAAUGAUAUAGAUGAUGAGGAGGAUGAAGAAAACUAUGGCUGUGGAAUGGACACCCUGAAUAAACAGUUCAGCAUUGUUACCCUCAGGGAAUGGCCGACUAACGGAUAUUUUGAUAAACUGCCUUAUGAGCUCAUCCAGUUGAUUUUGAGUCACCUUACAGUACCAGACCUGUGUAGACUAGCGCAAACUUGUAAGCUGCUAUAUCAACAUUGCUGUGAUCCUCUACAGUACAUUCAUCUCAGUUUACAACCUUACUGGGCAAGGAUUAAUGACACAUCUCUGGAAUACCUGCAGUCUCGCUGCACUCUCAUCCAAUGGCUGAAUUUAUCUUGGACUGGGAACAGGGGAGCCAUCUCUGUUUCUGGAUUUAGCAGGUUCUUGAAAGUUUGUGGCUCUGAACUAAUACGUCUUGAGCUGUCUUGUGGCCAUUUCCUCAAUGAAACAUGCUUGGAGGUCAUUACUGAAAUGUGUCCCAAUCUUCAGGAAUUAAAUCUCUCAUCAUGUGAUAAAAUACCACCUCAGGCUUUCAACCACAUAGCCAAAGUGGGCAGCCUAAAGCGUCUCAUUCUCUAUCGAACAAAGGUGGAGCAAACAGCCCUGCUUAGUAUUCUGAACUUCUGCUCAGAAUUGCAGCACCUCAGCCUGGGCAGCUGUGUCAUGAUUGAAGACUAUGAUCUUGUAGCAAGCAUGAUGGGAGCAAAAUGCAAAAAGCUUCGGAGUCUGGAUUUGUGGAGAUGCAAAAACAUAACUGAAAGUGGAAUAGCAGAAUUGGCGUCAGGCUGCCAGCUUUUGGAAGAACUUGAUCUUGGCUGGUGCCCUACAUUACAGAGCAGUACAGGCUGUUUCACAAACCUUGCACGUAAACUCCCAAACCUGCAAAAGCUCUUUCUUACGGCCAACAGGUCUGUGUGUGACACAGACAUUGAGGAGCUUGCUGCUAACUGUACGCAUUUACGGCAGCUGGAUAUAUUAGGGACAAGGAUGGUAAGCCCUGCAUCUUUAAGAAAAUUGCUGGAGUCUUGUAAAGAUCUUUCUUUACUCGAUGUGUCGUUCUGUUCACAGAUUGACAAUAGAGUUGUCCUAGAACUGAAUGCCAACUUUCCUAAUGUGUUCAUAAAAAAGAGUUUCACUCAGUGACUCACUACUUAAGCUGCUGUGAAAUUCAUUUGACAGAGUUGUUUCCUGUGAAUUUGUGCUGACUUUUUUUAAGAAGACUAUAAAACUGCUAUGAAAUAGUGGAAAGUAUUAAUUAUCUAAAAAAAUAUAAUAAAAUAAAUGGGUAAAAUACAUAUAAGUAAAUUGUGCGUUUCUUAAAGAGUUGAUAUUGCACCUAAGAAUUGUUUUACUCUGUAUUAAUUGGUGGCACUGCAUGUUUUUAAAUACAAGCCAUCUAUGUGGCUUUAAUGAGAAGGAAAUUAAUAACAUUGUCUUAAAUGUCCCUUUAUAGAGUGUUACACACAAUGAAUUCUGUUUAUAUCCA